This is a messenger RNA of Sordaria macrospora k-hell, 261 nucleotides long. RefSeq lists its product as uncharacterized. NCBI's taxonomy places the organism in Eukaryota, Fungi, Ascomycota, Sordariomycetes, Sordariales, Sordariaceae. The record is from RefSeq and is a predicted model, not a curated record.
AUGCAGCUCACCACCUUCAUCGCCAGCCUGAUGCUCGCCUCGGCCCCGGCCGUCCAGGCCAGGUUCUUCACCUUGUACGACGACAUCAACUAUGGCGGACAGCCUCACGCUGAGAACAGGCCCGAUGGCGCCACUUGCUGCACGUUGUUCCUUUGCUUAAACCGUGAUUGCCAAGGAAGCAGCUGGCAACAGCGCGGCGAUGCCCCGACUGUCCCGGCCUUUUUGAACGAUCACAUUUGGUCAUAUGCCAACCGUUGCUAA